AGAGUGCAAGAUCCAACACCCACGGUUUCAAAAUGACGGCAGACGUGGAGCGGCUCCUGAUCCAGUUCAAAGAUGAGGCCGGGGAGGUUCUGGGGGCCCCCUUUGAUGUCCCUGUUGAUAUCACACCAGAAAAGCUCCAGCUGGUUUGCAAUACCCUCUUAGAGAAGGAAGAGCCCCUCCCCUUGGCCUUCUACGUUCAGGACUCCGAAAUCGUUGCCUCCCUGGAGAAGACCCUGGCCGAACUGGCCCUCGAGACAGAGCGCGUGGUCGAGAUCAUCUACCAACCCCAGGCCGUGUUCCGGGUGCGGGCAGUGACCCGCUGCACCAGUUCCUUGGAGGGGCACAGUGAGGCUGUCAUCUCGGUUGCCUUCAGCCCUACGGGAAAGUAA
Python bivittatus (Burmese python) is the source of this 389-nucleotide messenger RNA. The record is from RefSeq and is a predicted model, not a curated record. Lineage: Eukaryota; Metazoa; Chordata; Lepidosauria; Squamata; Pythonidae.